GGAUUUUGUGAUUUAUCCCGCCAGUACCACCGCCAAACUUGAAUCAGAUCGCGUCCAACAGUCGCCGAGAAGGAUUGUUUCCUCCCGAUUUUUCCGCCUUUUUUUUUAUCAACAAAAACAAUAGAAAAUGAUGUCUUGUGCAUCAACCCCCGACAUUAUCCCUACAGGAAAGAAAGGGCAAAUUCAAAUCAUCUUCGGACCCAUGUUCUCAGGGAAAUCGACGGAACUCAUCCGACGCAUGAAGAGAUACCAGAUCGCAAAAUAUGAGUGCCUUGUCAUCAAAUAUGCUAAAGACACGCGUUACGAUCAAGAUGGAGUUGCCACUCAUGACAAGCAAGUGCUAAAAGCUGUCGGUGCUAAUGAACUGUCUGAAAUAAAGGAGGAGGCAAGAAAGGCGGAAGUCAUUGGCAUUGACGAAGGACAGUUUUUCCCAGAUAUUGUUUUGUUCUGUGAAAAAAUGGCUGACCGAGGGAAAAUCGUCAUUGUUGCUGCUUUAGAUGGGACAUACCAAAGAAAGGGAUUUGGUCAAAUCCUGAAUCUGGUACCAUUAGCAGAGAGCAUUGUGAAGCUGACUGCCGUGUGUAUGAUAUGUUUCAAGGAGGCGUCAUUUACAAAGAGAACAAGUGUGGAAGAAGAGGUGGAAGUCAUUGGCGGUGAAGAUAAAUAUUUAGCAGUUUGUCGCGAUUGUUUCAAAUCACCUGCAGUUGUUGCUUCUCCUCGAGGAAAACAAAACCAAGUACCGUCCAGCACAGACAAGAAAACCAUCCCUUGGACGCUGCGACAACCAUUGGUCGAGAAAAACUGUGCCAGUCGAAAACUUUUUCAAACUCCAGAUAAGCCAAUGUCAAUUAGAGCUUAGGACAAUUUCAAAUGACUGACUGUUGUUUAUGAACCAAGUGGACUGAGACUCAUCUCAGUGGGAGGGAGAAACAAUGCUCUUGUAGUGCAAUAAUUUGAAUGAUGCUGGAGAAUUGCCCAGAGCACAAUCUAUUGGCCGAUGUGUGGUUAUUUCUGAAGACGCCCUCUCCAGGAGCAUUGAUCUCGCAGACUUUUAUCACUUUCCACAAGUGAUGUACUUCUACUUUUUUAUGAAUUCUGCGCAAGGACCAACAGAUGAAUGCAAACUUUAGAUGGUUGAGGGUUUGAUAUGUAUUGACAACCGAUCACAUAAUGCUCUCUGUAUAUAUAUGUAUGCUCGGUUAUUGCCUUGCUGGAUGAUGAAUGGUGAGGGAUGGAUGGUGCAGCCCAGUGACCGACCGCCAUUUGGCCCAUUUGCUAACCCAUUUAAGUUAUGAAUAAAGGAUUGUAUUAUUCUAAA
Lineus longissimus is the source of this 1318-nucleotide messenger RNA. Its product is annotated as thymidine kinase, cytosolic-like. Bases 128 to 859 code for a protein of 243 amino acids. The record is from RefSeq and is a predicted model, not a curated record. The transcript is spliced from 7 exons. NCBI's taxonomy places the organism in Eukaryota, Metazoa, Nemertea, Pilidiophora, Heteronemertea, Lineidae. Gene Ontology annotation, molecular function: ATP binding; thymidine kinase activity. Gene Ontology annotation, biological process: thymidine metabolic process.